Messenger RNA from Ostertagia ostertagi, 630 nucleotides. The record is from the annotation of a GenBank genome assembly. NCBI's taxonomy places the organism in Eukaryota, Metazoa, Nematoda, Chromadorea, Rhabditida, Trichostrongylidae.
AGUACUUCAGAUCUGCAUACGCUUUCGACUUCGUCGGCUUUUGCGGCUGUGAAGCGCGAAAGCCGCCAUUCUCGCAAACUGCGGACACUUCUCAAGAAGGUCCAUGUCUUCAAACACAAUCAUCUCACCUACAAGACAUGCUUUGGCGCAAUUCAUGUUAGGGCAGGCACCUGGUUCAUUGGAUUCAAUGCUCUCAUUGUAAUCUGCUGCUCUUUGUUCUACUGCAUCUUUACUUCUCAAGAGCAACAUCGUCCGAACCUAAAGUUUUUCGCGAUUCCAUUAACAGCCACUACAGUAUGUCUGAUGUUCCUGUUUGUCGGGCUCAUGCAGAAAAAAGCCAAGCUCUUCUACCCGUUCAUUGCUCUUCAGGUUACCACCGCCUUUGCAACAGCCAUCACCAUGGGAAUGAUUGGUAUUUCUGUAGUGUGUAACACCAGAUACAUCCUUCGUCACCUUGUCGACGUCAGCGUUCCAGAAACCCAAUACAAACGCUCCGCUCUCGUUCUGCUUUCGAUACUUGGCUCCACUUUAUUUCUACAACUAUGGUAUCUACGCACUGUUUGCAAUUGCUUUCGAUACUUCACAGAUAUCGAACGAUUCAAGGAACAAAAAGAGCAGGGUCAUGUUUAG